This is a messenger RNA of Stylophora pistillata, 1262 nucleotides long. RefSeq lists its product as uncharacterized. Lineage: Eukaryota; Metazoa; Cnidaria; Anthozoa; Scleractinia; Pocilloporidae. The record is from RefSeq and is a predicted model, not a curated record.
AGGUUUACUGCCACAUGGCUGACAACAACCAAGACUGGACUCUUAUCGCUCGAUUCUCAAACAGCGAUGGCAAGAAUUGGAUGCGCGACGAUGGGAGAUGGUGGUAUGACCAGCCAACUGCUACUGGAACAACAAAUAACCCAUCCAUAAACAACGAUAUGAUCUCACCAGCAUUUUGGUUGGUCAGCGGUAGAGAAAUAAAGAUCACGCGCAGUGAUGACGCCAGCCACACUCCUCUGUUACAGACCACGGGUAACUGUUCGGGUGGACAAACAUUUCGAUCUAAAAUCACAAGUUAUGGCGACUUUAGAAAUGGCAAAGUUUGGGCCUAUGAGAAGUGUCUUGGACAAUGUACCGUUAAAUAUGGAGGACAGUACAAUUCAACAGAUGGGUUUGAACAGGCUAGUUGCAAUGGAAACAUCCAGAGCGCCAACAAGAUCGGCUUCUGGUGUCACUCGGGUAGUGGUGAUGGAUCAGUGAUGAUGAUUGGUGGAGGAGGAAGUAGCUGUGCACGUGCAGAUCAUGGGAUUGGAAUCACAGAAGCUAACAAUGCCUCUUUUAAAGACAACAAAUGCAGUGAACAAGACUUUGGUUAUGGUCAUGGUCAUGGUCAUAAGUUCUCAACCAAUCUAUCCCAGCUCUACUCGUUGAACCUAUGGAUCCGUUAAACGUAAUUAGAGCAUCACUUUUCAAUUAGAGCUGACUGAAGAACUUUGUAAAGGAUGAUGUUAUUCAUUUAAUGUCACAUUGUUAUCCAAGUUAGAUGAACAUUUUAAUAUGGUCAAUAAUGCCGCAUCUUUUUCCACUCACAGCAAAGAUAAAAUAAUUUGACCAUCACCCCAACAACAAUGCUAAGAUCCUUAAACAUCGUUAGAUUUGCACUGGCAAAAGAUUAAUCGCCAUUAGUAUUUUUCUGCGAAAAUCAAAUUCAGUAGAAUUAAUUUAAGUCAGACUCACAACUCAUCGAUCUUUCAAGGAAAUGUGAAGUAUUCAUUGAUGAUUCUUCACUAAUGUCAGAUACAAAAUAUGAAAGAUGUGUUAAAUGUUUCAACCGAAUAUUUCAUCAAUAAAUUUCUGAUGCUACGUCGAGCACUCCAUGUUUUAUGAAAUUGGCAUAAAUGAAGUAAAACGAUAAAUAAAUAGAUGAAUAAAAAGCUUUGAAACAAGGAAAAAGCCUGAGAGUCCUUGAUGUAUGGUAUCCAUUGAACAGUUAAAAAGGUUAUGUAUAAUCUAAUUAAAACCGUACCAACGAGAAAACCGGA